This is a messenger RNA of Monascus purpureus, 3219 nucleotides long. Lineage: Eukaryota; Fungi; Ascomycota; Eurotiomycetes; Eurotiales; Aspergillaceae. The record is from the annotation of a GenBank genome assembly.
CGCAGCGUUAAUCCCACGUCGACAGUCGGCCUGAAGCUACGGCACUCAUCUCACCCGGACCAGUUCUAUGACGAUAUAGAAGGAAGUCUCCUUUUCGGACUAUGUCCUAGUCAUUCUGACCCAUUGUCUUUCCCUAUGGCGAAUGCCCUUUUCUUGAGAUAUGUCGUCUUUCUUUUUGGGCUUGUGUGAUGCGGGAUUUCUGAGUUGCCUUUCCUCGAAUCGAGUUUCGGUUUCAUCCUUCCCUAAACUUGCGAUACAUUGACUGCAGCGAAGGUUGGCGUCUCGAAUUCCUGUUUUUCUCCGCCUUUCCUUUUUCUUUUUAUAAGGACGGAGAAAAUUCCUUGAACAGACUAUUUUCAUUAUGGCAUCGGACAAUUCAACUGGGGGCGAACACCGUCUCUCUUUUGCAAAGAUAGCUGCUAUGCCCCCACGAUCAGAAUCACAAUCUGCCAGUGUUCCUGGUGGAGUGAGCCCUCCACACCUGGAUGAACAGCCUCAAUGCGCAGAAUCGCAUGGCCCAGUAGACGAGCUCCCUCCGCAGGAAGGCUCAUUGAAUAAUUUCCAACAGAGUGACAAUGCCAGUGAUCGGGAUAUCAAUAUCCUUGGGAGAGCCGUACAGGAUGUUCAUUUGUCAGACAGCAAGGAUGGUGAGGGUUCUGUCACCUCCGGCAUUGUCCAUUCAAAUGGUUUACUCAAGCGAGAAACCUCUUUCGAAGAUGAUCAUACUCACCUCUCUAAUUCGUCUACCAAGCCCACGAGUUUUGAUUCAAAGAGUAUGGCUUCGGUAACCACAUUUGCCAUGGAUGAAAAAGACUCAUUGAGACCUGAUGAUAGUGCCAGUGUUCAGGCUGUGGAUGAAGAAGAGUCUCUUUCUGGGCCUGCAUCUGGCGCUCCGAAUUCACUCAUAGGGUCCGAGUCUGGGAACCACGGUCGGGAUGCCAACGCUCAAAAACCUCGUGCAAUCCUUCGAAAUUCAGGACCAGCAUUCAAUGACGCUGGUAUGCGUGCUAAUGCUGCAAUCCCUCUGGAUCUCGUGUCCAAUGAUUUCCCUGGUUUAAAUCCGGAAGCGUUCAAAGGCAACCCCAGCUUGCAUGGGUUCCCUCUGGAGCCAGAUGAGAAGCUCCUUGAAGCUAUGAAAACACCAAAGGAUCGUCUCCUGAUACUUCAGUUGGAAGAGAAGAUUAUACAUUUUAUCCAACAUUCCAAAGAGCAAUCCUUGGAGCUUCCGCCUUCGAAUGCAUUUGGGCGACUCCUCGCCCAUAAGCUUGGGGAUUACUACCAUUUGACCCAUUUCGUGGAUAACAAUGUGACAUCAGUCCGGCUUCACAGGACGCCGUUCUGUCGCCUACCUACGCCAUUGUCUGUCAUAUAUGCAGCCAGUAACGCCACACCACCACCAACUGCGCCUCCUAUGAAAAUCAUGCGCCGUAGUAGCCCUUCACGCGAAGGGAGCGCCGUUGGCUCCGGGGGUCUUUCCAAGGCUACAUCCGAGGCCGGUGAAAGUGGAAACGAUGGGGACCGUGCCGGCUCCUCUACAGAUGUCACUCCUGCCAAGGACAGAAUGAUAUUGUCCAGAGAAGAGAAAGAGGUCAAGUACCAGAAGGCCAGAGAGCGAAUUUUUCGUGAUUUUCCAGAGUCGAAGUCAUCGGAUAGCACAAGCGGCGAAAACAACAUAUCUCGUUCGAGCUCUGCGAGUGGACGCAAGAAGACAUACAGGCAGAAGACUCCUCAUGAUGACAGCUUUGAGGUCCGGUCUCAGUACAACGUAUAUUAUCCAGGAGUGCAUCAUUACACAAACGGACCAGUCCCAUACAACCUUAGUACGAACGAUGGGUCAUUCCCCAACCAACCAUCUUAUGUGGUGGGUCCAGGAAUGUCGCCUGCAAGCAUGACAUAUGUCCAGAGCAACCCAAAUAAUCCCAUGUAUUCUGGCCCUGUGAACAUGAAUGCUGUUCCUCAAUACCCGGCUGCUGUGUCACCUCAAACGACACCAAAUUCCCCGUGGCAAGGCGGCAAUAUGCCUCAGCAGUCUCCUUUCGCAGGAUACACGUCGAUGAACCAGCCAUCCAUGAUGGGCCAGCAGUCUAAUAAGUCAUCACCUGCUUUGAAUAACUAUGCAGUUCCCAACUCGGCCCCGUACCAGCACGUACCACCGAACUGGACGUCCCAUCCGUACCAGGGAAAUUUUCAGCAGUCUUCCUAUCGCAAUCAACCUGCCCACUGGCCGACCUACCCGCCACAGUCGAUUGCAUCGAGUCCAACAUCAUAUCCUUAUGGCCAGUUUCCUGGACAACACAUAAAGCCAGGAAUGCAAAAUCAUUCUGGUUCUCACCCAUUACCGGGAAGCUUCAAUAGAUCUUUGUUCAACCCUCAGACGCGGUCCUUUGUCCCUAGCGGUCGCCAUCCUGCGAAGAAUAACCAGUAUGGGAUGAACUCGUAUAUGGGCGGGCAAAACAGUAUGCAACCGCCGCAAUGGAGUCAGUUCCCAGAGACGAAUAGCAGGAAUUUUGAGCCUUCAGCAUUACCAGGGUACAACACUAGUCGCGUACCUUCCACAGGAAACAGAGAUUCGAUUGCGAAGUGGGGAACGCCCUCUCAUCUGCCCCCCAAACCCCCGCCUUCGGAGGUUUCGUCUGACUUCGAUCUGAAACACAGAGGGACUACGGGUCAUCCUUACGCAGCAAAUACGGUACCGAACCCUAACAAUGGUCCCCUUGUUGUGUCAGGGGAGACUGGCUCAUCGAAGCCAAAUUAGAGGUUGAUCGACCUUGUGACCGUGAGGUGUCUUGUAUGCGUUUUCCCUUAUGUGGUGGGUUGUCGAUAGGAGGAUUGCCGGUAAAGGUCCUUGACAGACGACAUACCUUGAACGACAUGUUAAUAAGUGGAGCAUCAUAUAUGCCGUUGUUGGCGCAUAGGAUUUUGGCGCAUGGACGCAGUGCAUUUAACUACUAAUGAGAUUUUUUGCUUUGGCUGCCGCUAUCUUUGACAAAUAAGCAGCAUGAGUGAUUAUGCCGUGUCAAGGAAGGGAAGGCUGAAGAAAUAGCUGCAUUUACCAUCUUCAUUAUGUGCGGGCGGCGCUGCCCAUCGUCGUUAUGAACAGCAUUGUAUGGGCGUUGGGCAAGACUCGGACAUGCGCUCCAGUCCCUGCUGCUACUGUCAAUUCUCGCUAUUAGUUCACAAAGAAUAGAAAAUCUUUUUCCACAAUAAAAUUGCUUAUAU